CCACUUCCGUGUUCUAUAGAAAAAACACAAAGUUAUACAAAGGGCACUCAUGCAGUAACUUCACCACAAUCGCGGCUGUGGUCUUUAAAAAAAGACAUGACUUACAUGCGUCUUAAUCUUACCAUUCUUAUUUGGUGGGUCUCCACUGGGGUUUUGCCCUCAGCACUGGAUGCUCUGCGCCAGGUUUUGCCUGGAAGUACGGUAGCUCUGCCCUGCAACUUCACAAUCCCCUCUGAGAUCACAUGGAUCCGACAGCGCUCAGAGGAAAUCACUAUGCUGGGGGACACAAAAACAACUUUGGGCAACGCAACGGUGGACACAUUCAAUGAGGGAGACCGCUUCACAACCAUUAAAGACAAUCGGACAGGGCUCAUAAAUCUAUGGAUCAAGGAAGUCAGUGAAGCAGACCUGGGGAUCUAUUUCUGCAGUGUACGACACCAUGGAAGGCUGGUCUUUGGUUCAGGGGAGCACCUAACUUUUUCAGGUCCGACGUCACAGACCUCAUUUCCUGUGUGCUGGACUCUUCUGGCUGCUGUGACCCCAGCAGGUUCUCUGCUGAUCGCUCUGCUGGUCUACAAGCUCUGCCACCCUGCAGAUCGUAAGACCUCUGCUUGUGCCAACUGUCAGGAAAGGAGUGACAAGCUGAAGACUGGGGAUCUACACUAUGACAGUCUUGGCCUACCUAACAAGGCCUGCCCUCCUGCUCAGAGAAGCCCCACCUCCAAUGGUGUGAUCUAUGCCACUGUAGCAUUUCAGGGAACAGCCAGGCAAAACUAAGGCUCGUUUUCUGCAGUAACACCCACAAAGAGUGCUGGCUGCAACUUAAAGGACAUGCAUGUAUGUGUUCAUGACUAUAGCCUUUAACCGCACAAGUGAACACAAGUGAAAUGGAAUGAUGCUUUAUUUGCUAUUUGCACAAGUAUAUCAGAAUGCUUUGUUUUUGUAUGUCAUUAUCUUGCUCUUUGAAACAUACACAUACAUUUUCAGUUGAGAGUGAAGCUUGAUUCAACAACCUUUUUAUAGUAGUAAAUUUUAUGUAGCGUGUCAUUGCAAAACUCUGUAUUGUUUUGAAUGCUGAGGAGAUUGUUAUUAAAUGGUGCACUGUGAAACAAAC
Paramormyrops kingsleyae is the source of this 1114-nucleotide messenger RNA. RefSeq lists its product as uncharacterized. NCBI's taxonomy places the organism in Eukaryota, Metazoa, Chordata, Actinopteri, Osteoglossiformes, Mormyridae. The record is from RefSeq and is a predicted model, not a curated record.